Messenger RNA from Thamnophis elegans (Western terrestrial garter snake), 1863 nucleotides. RefSeq names its product dolichyl-phosphate mannosyltransferase subunit 1, catalytic (gene DPM1). The transcript has 9 exons. Gene Ontology annotation, cellular component: endoplasmic reticulum membrane. Gene Ontology annotation, molecular function: dolichyl-phosphate beta-D-mannosyltransferase activity. The record is from RefSeq and is a predicted model, not a curated record. Gene Ontology annotation, biological process: GPI anchor biosynthetic process; protein O-linked glycosylation via mannose. The coding region runs from base 14 to 790 and encodes 258 amino acids. Lineage: Eukaryota; Metazoa; Chordata; Lepidosauria; Squamata; Natricidae.
CGACUGGCGGUUAAUGCGCAGGCGCGAUCGGCGGUUGAGCGGGCGCGCGCGCGCGUGCUCCGUCAUGGCGACCGCGGCCCGCAAGUACUCGGUGCUGCUGCCCACCUACAACGAGCGCGAGAAUCUUCCCCUGGUGGUCUGGCUGCUGGUGAACAGCUUCAAGGAGAGUGGGAAUGAGUUCGAAAUUAUAAUUAUAGAUGAUGGAAGCCCAGAUGGGACGCAGGAAGUUGCUGACCAGUUAAUAAAGAUUUAUGGAUCAGACAAAAUUCUGUUGAGACCCAGAGCAAAGAAACUUGGAUUGGGAACUGCUUACAUUCAUGGAAUGAAACAUGCCACAGGAAACUUCAUUAUUAUUAUGGAUGCUGAUCUCUCACACCAUCCCAAAUUUAUUCCAGAGUUUAUCAAAAAACAGAAAGAAGGAAAUUUUGAUAUUGUGUCUGGGACUCGAUAUAAAGGAAAUGGAGGUGUGCAUGGAUGGGAUCUAAAACGGAAAUUGAUCAGCCGAGGUGCCAACUUUUUAACCCAAGUUCUAUUACGGCCAGGUGCAUCAGAUUUAACAGGAAGCUUCAGGUUAUAUAGAAAAGAGGUUCUACAGAAACUGAUGGAGAAAUGUGUUUCAAAAGGAUAUGUUUUCCAAAUGGAAAUGAUUGUCCGGGCCAGACAGUUGGGUUAUUCUAUUGGAGAGGUUCCAAUAUCAUUUGUGGAUCGAGUCUACGGAGAAUCCAAGCUAGGAGGCAAUGAAAUAGUUUCCUUUCUGAAAGGAUUGUUGACUCUAUUUGCCACUACAUAAUAAAGAGAUACAGUACUAUGCCAGCAUUUCUAUAGUUUAACUGAAUAAUUUAUAUUGGAAUAUGACAAAAAUUGAUUAUGGCUCUAGAGAUCAAAAUUUCAAGGUCUCUUCCAUUCAAGGUUAUGACAGCGCUGAAAAAAGUUACUUAUGUCACACUUAGGAUGUCAGAGCAUUCACGUGUUCAAAAUUUGGAUACUUGACAACUGACAUGUAUUUACAACAGUACCAAGAUCAUUUUGUGAUCACAUGAUCAACUUUGGGAUCUGCCCAACUGGCUUCUGACAAGCAAUGUUCAUGGGGACGCCAGUUUUAUUUAACAAUCACAUGUUUCACUUAAAGACCAUGGGAAAAGGUUAUAAAAUUGGGCAUAACUUAAUAACUGCCUCACUUGGCAGCAGGAGUUCCAGCCCCAACUUUGGUUGCAAGUCGAGGGCUACCUGUACUUCAUAUCUGAGAAUGUAAAAGCUAAAGUUUUAAAUUUCUUCAACACUUUUAGUUAAAAAAAGGUUUUGCAUUUUAAAUGAUCUACAGGUAAUUAUCUGGAAAUAAUAAUAUAUGGAUUUCUGGAAAGAUACAUUUAUAUAGCAGGUCACGAAGCAAUUAAGAGGACUAGUACAAUGAUACAUUUCUGAUGGUACAUUUGCAUACACUACAUUCGUCUAUUUUGGAAAAUGAUAUUAAUAUUCCAUUUGCAGACUAUUUGGCGGGGAUCAAAAUUUACAUUCCAAUCAUUAGUUAUAAUUAUUGUGGAAUAUAGUUUUGUGCUUCAGCCGUUAUUUGCAAUUUAAAUGCAUAAAUAAAAUAUAAAUCCUAUUACAAAUAGCAGUUUAGGGGGAAGGGGUUUUCAGUCAUUUGUUUUAAUUAAAAAAAAAAUUCUACUCAUUCUGUAAAAUUUGACUGGGUAGGGGGGAAAACAAGUAAAAAAAGUACCUAAAUGAUCGAAGUACCACAUCUUUCAUACGCAAAAAAGAAUAGUGGGAAUUUUUUUAUUUUGCAAAAUAAAAUGGACAAUCUAAAUCUAUAAAAGUAUGCAUAGUACAAAGAAGGAAAUACCUCUAUUUGAUAGAAGUUAG